This is a messenger RNA of Anopheles merus, 12996 nucleotides long. RefSeq names its product filaggrin (gene Myc). The record is from RefSeq and is a predicted model, not a curated record. The transcript is spliced from 3 exons. The coding region runs from base 2331 to 5834 and encodes 1167 amino acids. Lineage: Eukaryota; Metazoa; Arthropoda; Insecta; Diptera; Culicidae. Gene Ontology annotation, molecular function: RNA polymerase II cis-regulatory region sequence-specific DNA binding; protein dimerization activity; DNA-binding transcription factor activity, RNA polymerase II-specific. Gene Ontology annotation, biological process: regulation of transcription by RNA polymerase II.
CGGGUGAGCGAGCGAGCGAGCGUAGCGAGUCCCGAUUGGCUUACGGCGGACACUUCGGACAGCUCAGCCGGCAACACAGGUUUCAAUCGCAAGCGGACUGCCAGUUUGAUCAGUUUGCCUCGAACUACCGCUGCAGCCGGACACGGACCGCGGUCGCUCUCCGCUCGCUGGAGUGAAACACAAUCGCCCCAACAUUUCUUUUCCCAAUUUUUUGGCGCGCGCGCGCUUGCCUACCGUUUUCGCGAUCGGCAGCCGGUUCCAAAACCCCGGCAAAAACGGUUCAACACAAAACCUGCAGUGGUUGGGAAACAUAUAUAGGAGCGCCCUAUUCUUCAGCCCAGUUACAUUGGAGUGCCCCCGGCAGCUCGGCAACAGUUGUCGGAUCCAGGGAUUGUGCGUACCCCCAAUCCAAUCGCGCGUGUGUUAGCUAUUGUGACUAUUAGUGAAGAAAUAGCUCGUCCCAACCGUCGAGGACAGCAUUUCUUUUCCAACAGCGAACUAAGAACGAACACAAACCAGCUCAUCAAACGUUUCAACCGCGGCCUGGCCCCAACAACUGCCAACAAACAGUGCCGCCAGUGUGUCGCCGCAAUAAGAACGGUUCUCUAGUUGCAAGUGAAGUGUGUCUGUGGAUUUGAAAAAAAAAUAAUAAUACAAGAAGGGUGGAACAUCCCCCGCCCCAAACUCAGUGACCAAAAACCGCCCACCCGCACCCGGCGUGUGUGUGUGUGUGUGAACUUUUUUUUUUGCUUUGCCGAUUUACUAAAACAUAUUGUUGUGAUUGAGUGGGCAGCAAAGCUUUCGAACAGAAAAAAAAAAUUUCCCGGAACGCCAACACCAUCCUACCUCCUCCCCCCCCCCCCAAAAAGGUGUGGUGUAUUGGAACAAGUGUGUGUGUGAGUGUAUGUGUUUGUGCGCGCGUAUGAAUCAGCCGAAUGGCGCAGCAGCAGCAGCAGCAGCCGCCAUCAACAGCCCCCCAAAAGUGAAUAAAAUCCCGUGACCGUGUAUUAUCUCACCGCACCGGGAGUUGCACCCCGUUUGCCGUUUCGGCCUUGCCUCUCCCCCAUGUCGCAUGGGAAGAUGUCGCACACUAUAGCACGGACAGCCAGAGCCAAGGAAAGUGAAACCGCCGCCAGAACCCUGUAAGUGUGGGCCCAUCCUUUCGCGACAAGCAGCAGCGGUCGGGACAGCUGCCGCCGCCUGCACGAGAAGAAGCUCGGCUUUGCUCUCCGCCGCCCAACCAAUCACCCACCCCCAUCCCCUUCGCAGUGUUUCGCGUGGGUGGACACACGCGUAAGCAGUGGGCCAGCUAGGCUGUGUAGGUGUGCCCGGGUGUGUGUUUGUGCGUGUGUGUGUGUUUCGUGUGUAUGUGCAAUUGUGGUGCUUAUCGCCCUGGAAUACUGUUUGUGCGUGUGAGUGUUUAACCAAGUGCACUGCGCGCUGCUCCUACACCUUCGCGCCCAGCUACUAAUGCGCAUCGGUGCGUGCGUGUGAGUGUGUGCUCCAGUUGUGCCAGACCCCCCUUCCCCCCCACGCCGCGACCGCACGACCUUCUGCGCUCUACUAUCAAACUCGAAACCCGCCCAACAAUCAAACAUUCGGGGUCCACAGCCGAAUUAAACGAAACUAGUCGGCGCUGGUGCGAGUGUGCGUAAAGUUUGAGUGAACAAAAAAAAAGGAAGGAAAAAAUUGUCCCCACGACAGCCUGUGUACAUCUAAUACAUCCUUCACACAGCCCAAUUAGGCGUUUUGGUGCUGCGCGUACAAAACUGUCCUUUUGUUGUGUGUGUGUGUGUGUGUGCGCCCGAGAGAUAAGCGAGCACAAUAUCGUCCAUCGAAUCGACAUACACACAACAACAAAAACACACCCGUGUGUGCUGCUCUAUCAUCUUACCUGUCGUCGAUCACCGCGCCGCUACUAUCAACCGCUUUGUUAUUGUGUGUCUGUGUGUGUGGGUGUGCGUAAAGCUGGAAUAGUAAAAUCCACCCUAACGCACGAGCGGCAGAGUGAGAAAGAGAGAGAGAGAGAGAGAGAGAGAGAGAGAGAGAGAGAGAGAGAGAGAGAGAGAGAGAGAGAGAAAGAAAGAAAAAGGAGAUCAAACGCAGCUCGAAGUAACUGUAAAUCGAUUAAAUUCCUGUACGCGAGCUUCCCCUGUCUGUGUGUGUGUGCGUCCUUCGUUAGUAAGUGCGUCCUUUCGCUCCGGUGCGAGACUUUUUUUUUGCUACGCUCGCGCGUGUGUGCACCUGGAUAAGAGGCUUACGGAAGCGACGUUAGUGCGCGCGUACUAGUAGCUGUUUGUGAAUUCAAAUCAAAAAGACCGCAUCGCGCCAUGGGUUCGGCCCAGCACCACUGGGAUCUGAUCAAGAUGGAGCCGAUGGAUGACGCCGACACGAACGAGCUCGGUAUGCUCGAUCCGACCAAAAUCGGGCUGGACCAGCUGAUCGACUUCGGCAUGGCGGCCGGCAGCAGCAGCGUGACUGGUGGGGCGGCCGGCGGCCUCCUGCUCGGCGGCGAUGGCUCGAUCGCGCUGACCUUCGGCAGCACCGCUAGCAGCAGCAGCAGCAGCAGCACCGCCCCCAGUAGCAGCAGCAGCCUCAGCACCAGCAGCAGUCCCCUCUCCCCGAGCAUCUCCUUCUUCGAAACGCAUCUCGGAACGCUGCCCGACCAGAAGACCCAGAUCCGGCACGAUUGCAUGUGGGCCGGCAUGUGCGCCGACCAGUCACAUCCGGAGAAGAGUAGCCACGCGGGCUGCGGUGGCUGUGCCCGCCAGAACCGGCACCAGCAGCAGCAGCAGCAGGCGGCAGUGUCGGUGGCCGCCAGUCUCUCGCGCGUACCUUCCAAGGACAUUCCCAAGUCCCAAGGCGAGUCGCCGGCAACCGUGGAAGCGGCCAGCGAGAAGCCGAAGGGGCCGGGCGGCGUGGGCGGCAGCAGUGUGCUCGCCAAUCGGCCGCUGGCCGUUGGGUUUAAGGCGACCGCGCCGGCGGCAACCAGUCUGCUAACGCCGUUCAAGGCGACCCAAAGCUCGGCCCAAAUCCCGGCCGGCAGCUCCCUCCUCAUCAAGCGUCAGCAGCAGCAGCAGCAGCAGCAGCAGCAACAGCACCAGCAGCUUCCCUCCCUCGUGCACGGGCUCAACUAUCGCCCGUUCCCGCCGUCCCCGUCGUCGUCGGACAGCUCGGCCGGUGCGGUCGAGGGUGGCGCUAGCGACGAGCAGCAGCAGCAGAGCGUGCGGAUGGUGCGGGUGCCGCAUCAGCCGCGUGGCUCCUUCCUGGCGGCGCGCGAGCUGGAGGCGCGGAGCGUGGCGGCGCAAAACCACGCCCGGCCGGACACGCCGCUCAGCCUGGACGACGAUCCGCUCGAGUUCAAGCAUAACCUCGACCUGGUCGCCACCUGCACGAUCGGCUCGAACCAGCAGAGCCUGCUGCACACCUCCGCCUCCACCGCCCCGGGACUGUCGUCCGCCAGUGCGGGCAGCUUCGCCAGCAGCAGUAGUAGCGGCAGCAGCAGCAGCAGCAGCAGCAGCAGUAGUAACGGCAGCCCUACCUCCACCACCUCGGCCGAAUCUCGCACCGGGAGCGGCACGUCGUACAGCGGUCGGCUGAGCAGUCACUGUAGUUGCGGCGGCAGCGGCAGCAGCAGUAUAGGCGUGAUCGGCAACCACACGACCCAGUGCUACUACAACUACCUGCAGGACACGUCCAGCCUGGACGAGCUGCGGAGCAAGCAGCUGCGGGAGCAGCUGUACAUGCUGGACGACCCGUUCGGUAUGGGCGGCCCGCUCAGCAGCUAUCCGUACCACCACCACCACCACCACCAUCAUCACCAUCACGCGUCUCUGCUGCAUUUGCGGCCCGACUCGCCGGACAGCCAGCUCGAGCAGCUGCUGAUCGAUCUGCGCGAGAUCGAGGGCGAAAGCAACUCGAUGCUGCUGCUGCAGCACGGCUCACCGGCGGCGGCCGACACUGCUGCCAAGGAUGGUCUGCAGUCGGCGGGCCAGCGUCACCAGCAGCAGCAGCAGCAGCAGCAGCAUGCUGGCCAUCUAGUAGGGGCCCGCUCGACGGCACCGUGCGGCGGCGAGCUGAGCGGCGGUGCGCAUGCCACCUGCAGCAAGGAGUGCAGCUGGAGCAGCCUGGAGCUGUCCCACCAUCUCGUCUCGCCCGGCGGCAGCGGGAUGGAGCGCAAGCGGCGGCACUCGUACGCCCACCGGCGGCGGGGCGGCGGCACGGCGCGAGGCUGGAUCAGCGAGAAUGACGAGGACGACGAGGAGGAGGACGCGCUGAAGCAGCUCGAGGCGGAGGAGGCUUCCUUCGAGAAGCAGCAGACGCACGGUGCGGCCCGCUCCGCCUUCCCCUGGGAAGACGAGGAGGAUGAGGAGGAGGAGGAGGACGAGGAGGAGGAGGAGGAAGAGGACGAAGACGAGAGCGAUGAGGAUGGCGAGAAGGAGCAGGAGGAGGGCGCCCAGGAAGAUGAGGAAGAAGAGGAGGAGGAAGAAGAGGAUGAGGAGGAGGAGGAGGAGGACGCCAGCAAUGCCAGCCUGUACGGUGGUGCGGGCCGGAGCCGGAUGCGGGGCGCUCGCCACCGGUACCACAGCAACCACAGCCGGCUGCACCACCACCAGCACCGGCGAGCGGCGGCCCGUGCCACCUCCUACCGCCCGUACGACGUGGAGGCGCACAAGAACGGCAAGAAGCAGAAGAAGCAGCCGGGUGCUGCUGUCGCCGCCGCCGCCACCCCCACCAACCAUCAUCUGCUAGCGAGCGGCGGUGGCGUCAGCACGGUCGUCAUCGCUGGCAGUGGCCCGGCCACCCUCAAGCCUGCCACGAAAUCGGCCGGUGCGAGCGGCGCCCUAAAUGGAGCGCCCUCUGGCGGCUCCCAGCAGCAGCCGGGGAGCAACAACAGCUCGCCACCGUACCAGGCGACCCACUUCGGCGACCACAGCUACACCCGCCCCAAGGGCGGCUACAACAUGAACGAGCUCGGCGUGCAGACGCCGUCCGAUUCCGAUGAAGAAAUCGACGUGGUUUCGAUCGGCGACAAGAACCUCCCGACCAACCCGACCGAGCGCGACUACCGCCAGCUGCAGUCGGAGGUGGCGAGCAAGAUACGCACCGCCUCGUCCCGCGGCGCCCCGAACGGUGCGCAUACGUACGGGGCCGGUUCGCAUCACCACCACCACCACCACCAUUCCUACCAGCGCCACCAGCACCAUCUGGGCGACGGGUCCGGAUCGGGGCUGCACCAUCUCGGCGGCAUCUAUCCCACGCCGGCCGGCUCCACCACGAUAUCCGGUGCCAACACGCCGCUGCCGACCGGUAGCGGGGGCGCUAGUGCGGCCUCCUCACCGCCGCCCGCCUGCACCACCGGCAGCAGCUCGUCCGGCGCGUCGCGGAAGCGGCCGGUCGGUGGCAGUGGCAGUUCCGGCAAACGGUCCUCCAACUCCAGCAAACGGAUGCGCCUGUCGCACUCGAAGCGAAGCGGCGGCGACGGCAGCAGCAGCAGCAGCAGCAGCGGCAGCCGGUACGAUUCGACCGCCGCCCAGGCGCUGGCCGAGGAGCUGGACACGGUCGAGAAGCGCAACCUGCACAACAACCUGGAACGGCAGCGCCGCAUCGGGCUGAAGAAUCUGUUCGAGGAGCUGAAGCGCCAGAUACCGCAGCUGCGCGACAAGGAGCGCGCGCCCAAGGUAAACAUUUUGCGUGAGGCGGCUGCCCUCUGCACCCGGCUGAACCAGGAGGCCGAGCAGGUGAAUGAGCUGCGCCAGCGGCAGAUGAAGCUGUACGAGCGCGUGCGCUACCUGCGCGCCUCCAUCCACAGCCAGCGGCUCGGUGUGGACUAGUGAGGAGCAAAGACACAGUAAGAGAGAGAGAGAGAGGAAGAAGGAGAAAGAGAGAGAGGGGAGAGGUGUGAGAGAAGCAGUAAGACAGAGAGGAGAGAGAGAGAGAGGGGUGUGUCGACGACUCCAACAACACUCACAAUGCCGGGUAUGUUAGUGGCACACAUGACCUUGGGUUUAUUUGCUUUUAUUUUUCUUUUAUUUUUGCCUUUUGCUCGUUAUACAUGGAGAGAAAGCACAGGCCGAGGGAGGGAGAGAGAGAGAGAGAGAGAGCGACAAUUAGCAUAAACCAGUAGGGUAGGAAGAACAGCGGAGGAGGACCUUUCGAUUCGGACGGGGUAGAGUAGGGAGAUAGGUGUAAGGUACAGAUGAUGAAAAAACUAAUAGUUCCUGAUUUUUUUUGUUUUUUUUUUGGGUUUGUUUGUAAACAAGGUCUAUAGAAGCCUAACGUGUUAAAACAUAUUAGCUUUUUAGUUUUUUUGCGUAUAUAGAAACUAUCCUAUCGGAUGCACACAUCCGCCAUUAUAAUUAGCGUAGGUUACGGCACCAGUUACUGCUUAGGGAAUGAUGUUUGCGUUUAUUUUUGGACCAGUUUUGAUUAAUAAUUGUGCAGGGCGAUCCCCAGUGGCAGUUGUGCAACGCCUGAUGCCUUUUUCCUUUGCCCAUUUGCUGCGCGUCUUGCAAAUGCAAAGGGACGCCAGCGAGUGGGGUCAUUCAGGCAGACGGGGCCGGAAGCGGGAUCGAAAGAAGUGUGCAAACUCUUUCCCUGCUCGCUAGCCGUUUUCUACUAAGUAGUACCUCCUAUAAUCAUUACUGCAAACUGCUACACUAAUAGGUUUAUCGUAGCCCCGCCAGCUCUUUGAGAGCGCCGGAAGGAGAGGGAAUGUGAACAUUUCACAACACACGCAUACACAAAACAAAACGAAGAAUUGAGGAGAUUGGUAGGAGGAUGAUGGGAGACGAUGUAUACAUCUGUGUUAUGGUAUGGUGGAUCUUGUGGACCCAUUUUCAAACCCCCCCCACCUUCCCACCCCUCUAGCCGGGGAGCGCCUGGGGGGGUGACAGGGCCCGGAUCGGUUUGGUUCUUCCUGCAAGUGGAUGGAUUUUGUGCUUCUUAACAUAAGUUUUCCCUUUCUUUUUUUUGCUUCCUCUUCUCUUUGCAUCAUUUGAUUGCUGCUGGGCGGUAUUAUUGUGUAAGAGCGCUGCAUACACUAAACUUCGCGAGUCUACGACAUAACGUUAUGUUUUUUUUUUGUUUUUUUUUUUUGAGCAACGGGGAGAGAGCGUAACACGACGGACAAAGUUCAUGUGCCGUUUUUCUCUCUCUCUCUCUGUGGCUCUCUUUGACUUUAUUUCAUCCUAUUUGCCGAUUGAUUUACGAUGCACCCACACCCCCGCCGCGGGAAAAUGGGGUGAGAGAGAGAGAGAUUGGGGGGAAGAGUAGUUUUCCCCCCCCUUCUCCGCAUGUGUAAAUGGCGCUGCAAUUUGAGAGAACAAACAGAACAGCAUUUAUUUGGAUGUUUUCGGUAAUGAUUGUACAUAAUUACAUAUAUACACGCAAGCAAGUGUUUGCAGUUUAGGUAUUUUAGGUAAGAAGAAAAAAAAAACAAACAAAAACAGGCAAACAAAAAUGAGAUAAUGGAGCUAGGGUGCCGAACGAUGCAUGAUCUUUGCAAUGAUUGUACAUAGCUUCCUGCAGGAGGCACACUAUUUCAUAGGUACCGUCAUUUAAGGAUUGCCGCAUGCAAAUGCACACAUGCGCGCAAUAAAGUGGGAGCCCACUGAUUUUGCUACUUUUCGCUGCACGCAACCGGUCGCACCACUUAGGUAUUUUUAAAUUGGAGCGCCAGUGCACUUGCGGGCGCAUCAACAAACCACACAUACAACUACUUACGGAAGUUCUGCGUUAGGCAUUACUUACCAAAAAAAAAAAUUGCAUUUGCUCUCCGGACGUGUACAACACAACAACAUUAACUACUUACGGAACUAACUUUGCAUACGACGUGCGUACACGCAGCUGUACAAAUAUUACCAACUCGCUCUACCUACCCCUUUAGCGAACCAUGCAUUAACUGUGCUAUCUUACGUAUAUAUAUAUAAAUAUUCAUAUAUGUGCAUACACAAAAAAAAACAUGUACGAAGGAAGAAAGUCCUUUAACUUUAAUAUUGAUUCAAAGUGUCGUAGAGAGAUGCGUUAAGGCGGCGCAAGGGGUGAUCGAAUAUUUGACACGAGCAGUCCCCACUGACGCUAAACAAUGGCGGGGAGCUUGCAGGAAACCGGGAACCAUUUAUUAGAGACGCAAGAAGGAGACGCGUGUGUGUGUGUACAGAAGGGCAAGAAGACGAUUCGGUUAAGCUUUUUUUUUUUGACGAAUGAUAUGUUGCAAUCUUGUUUUUUUUAUUAUUAUACUUUCAUAAUUUUUAUGUGUUUUACAUAAUUUUUUUUUCACAACAACUUUGUUGCUUAGAAUAUGAUUUACAACCUAGGUAGGGAUGCUAGGCAACAUUUUCUAUUACAUUUUCUUUUGGAUCUUUAUUACAAUGUACAUAUUGGUUAGUGUUUUCUUUUUCUUCUUCCUCUUCUGCUGCUGUGUACAGUUGGGAAAGAAAACGGGACCGAAGAAGCGGGCAGAAGAGAUAGGCAGUGCGGUGAGAUAGAGGGAGGGAUAUGAUGCUAGGAGGUUGUGCAGCAGCGGCCACCUACAACCUCCUGGUAGCGUCCUCUCUGUAACGUUGUGUUCAUUACUUGUUACGAUUUGUGGGGAAGGGGGGAAUUGAAGGGGGAAGGGAAUAAAUGGUAGUGCGUGAGAAGAAUCUGCAUGUGCAUGUGUGAAAUGACAAAAUGCGAUUAAACAAAACAUGCUGAUUAUUAAUAUUAGUUUCUUUUUUUUUUGGUAUAUUUUCACGCGGGAAAGAAAGGUUUAUUUCGAGUUUAGUUUAGGUUAGGCAGAAACAAAAAAAAAACAUUUAAAUGGCGUAUCGGAUAGAGAUGAGAUAUGGGAAGAGGAGGAGAGGGAGGGAAGAGAAGAGUCCGCUAUUGCGGUGCCACGUUCCUUGGUGUGCGCGUGUUUUUUUGUGUGUGUAUCUGUGCUGUCCCUGCGAGGAUAAAUCAUGUGUAAGAAUGUUCCUGUUGUAUGUUAGUGUAAACCUUUUUUUUUACAUACUUUACAAUUAACAGUUGUUUUUUUUAAUGUAUAAAUACAUUCAAAAAUAAUUAGUUAGGUUUUUUUAUUGAAUGAGUUGAUUUUACUGUGCGUGAGGGAGGAAAAGGAGCAGAAGGAGGAUAUCAAGGUGAACGACCGGGAAAAUGUGUUGGAGAAAAGGGGGUGGGGGGAGUAGAAGCAGCAGCCAGGAGGAAAUGGGACGUAGAGAUAGAGGUAGCAGUCGCCAUAUAGGCAAGUUUGAUCUUUCCGCUUCUGUUUCUACUCGUCAAUUUUGCGCUCGCCAACCCCUUGUGUGUGUGUGCGCUAGUGUGUGUGUGUGUGGGUGGAAGGUGGUAUGGUGUGCGGGAAAAGAAAACCUUCCCUUCCGGGUGUACAAGAAAGCGUAAACCAGUGUGCGUUGACGAUCGGUGCUUGAAGGGGAUGCGGAUCAUAUGCUGCUAAUAAGUUGUUGCUCCCGCAGGAGCGCUUUAAAAGACAUUAAAAGAUACUCUGCCCUCCUCCCAGUUCAAUAUCGUAGGCAAAACAAAAAAAAAACAAUUCAAAAACAAACACACAGCCACACACACAUGCACACACUACUUCAAUGCAGAUGAGUUUGGCCCAACUGUUUUGUGCGCUACUGUUAGAUGUUUUUCAAAAGUGUACUUCUCUUAUUUUUUUAGGAGGUUUUUUUUAAAAUAUACUAUCAUUACUAUUAUUAGACUUAAAUGCAAAUGACUUAGAGUUGUAAGUAAUAUAUACACGAUUAAAAAAAACAGAAACUGAAGGCAGCGUUAUUUCAGGAGUUUUUCUUUUUUUUAAUUAAACUAAGCGUAUUUAAGCGUAGCUUUCCUUUCCUUAGAUUUCAAGUGAGGCCGACAUUUCGAUAUCGAUCAGUGCGUGUUUUUCUUCUCUGUUUUGUUCUGUGUAGGCUACCUAAAAUUACUAUCACAGCACCACUACUAAUAGAGUACUGGCAACAGCAAAUGUUUUUUUUUUUUUACAAAAUUGUUAACCUUUAUUUUUUAUGAUUUUUUUUUUGGUUUUGUAUAAAUAUUAUCUCAAAAACAUAAGCAAAUUUGGUGUUUUCUUCUCUGCAAUCUCGUUCGCUUUUUUUGUUUUGCUUUGUUUUGUCGCUCCGGAAGUAAGGCAUCGUUCCCUCGCAAUGAUAUGUCGGCGUGUUGAGUUGCGGUGUGUGUAUGUGUGUGCGAGUGUGCUGCAUUUGAAAAGAAGGAUGAAAGAAACUAGGACUCCCGUUUUGUUUUCUGCCACCCAUGGUUUUGGUUUCGAAAUAACCGAACGGGGGGUUUUUUAUGUUUGAAAUUAUUAUUUGUUCAAAUUAUGUUGAUUGGAAUCGUAUGAAGUCUUCUCUAGCGCAGGGUGAUUUCGUAGGAGGGAACAGCUGGGAUGACGUUGUGUGCCAUUCACUGCGGGAGGAGAGUCUUUAUUUUUGCCUUUUUUUGUUUGUUGGACUGUAUUUAUGCUGCAUAUGUAUUUUCCUCAAUGUGCUUCACCCAAGACACAUUCGUGUUGAGUUGUUCAACCGCAUAAAAUGUGCUCCAUCGGGAAUGAUAUUAACACAGGGGUACGAAAGUCCUUUAGUUUCGUUUGUUCGCUAUCUUAAACCUCGCAUCGCAGCUAGGGCGCAAAACCACCAAAACACACAGGCGCGCACAUGCACACGUUACAUUAGUGGAAUGAAUUAGUUUUUGCUAGUGCGGGCACACUCAGAAAGCGACCUUCCCCAAGAAAGAGCGAAAUUAAGGCGGGAAAAAGGCGAAUAGAGAACAGAAAUACUCCUGGCGAAAGAGGAAAGGAAAGAAAACAAACAAUCGUGUACCUAGUGGAAAAUGGGCCGGUCGGGCUGGGGCUUGGGGCAGUGGUGCGUGUAUGUGUGUGUGUGCGUCCCCAUCUUGCACUUGGCCGGUGCAACCCAUGCCAAACAGUAAUCCUUUUGUGUCUGCAGCGGACAAAACAAACCGAUUUAAAAGAAAAGAAACAAAACCCCAGUGCUUUACCUACUUAUAUAUAUAUAAUAUAUAUAUUAUAUACAUAUUAUUACUUGUAAACACUAUAUAACCCCUACCGGCGAACACUUCUACCGUGAAGUAAAAUUCCCCUUUUGCAUGUUUCUGAAUUGCAUCGCGUACAUUCUAAAAAAAGGAAGAAUUAAAAAAACAACCCCACAUACACACAGUUUAUCUUUGCAUCUAGAUAAUAAAGCCUAAUCAUAAUAAUAUAUCUAUAUACAUAUGCUGAAGUAUAUACAUGCAAGAAAUAUAUCUAUUUAUGCAUACAUAGGAAUGCCGGAUUAGGAAUUUCGUAUCAAUUUGCGAUGCGUCUUUGCGCGUCGAUAAAGGAUUGCAACCACAACAACCACAACAACAAAACAAACUCGAGUGCAUUUUUUUGUAUUUCUUUUCACAAUUACUUGGUUGGAUAAACACCUGGAUUACACCAAACACAACGAACAAACAGCAAAAAAAAAACGUUUGCUCAACAUGCUAAUAUUUUGUAAGCGUUUUAAAAAAAAAACACAUUUACUGAUUAUCGUAAUGAAAUACGCAAGCACUGCUUUUCCACCGUACAAAAUGAAAACUGCUCGCCUCGCCACUCCGUUUUACAACAACAACAAAUCUCCAGUUUCAGGCUUUAUUGUUUUGUAAUGUGGUUUUUUUUCUCUCCUGUUAGUUUGUUUGUUUAUCUAAAUUGAUAGUCCCACGACGGGAUCGGUGUAGUUCCAGAGAAUCCUUUCCCUUACACUUGAAAGCAAUAUAUAUGUGUGUGUUUUUUGUUUUUACGUUUGUUUGUGUACCAUGAGAGGAUGGAUGAAUCCUAUAUUUUACCUAUACUGAUUAAUUUUUGUUUUUGUUUUAACUGGUUAAUCGAAGUAACAACAAACCCAAAAGGGAAAUAGAAUAACUGAAAAUGACAUUCAAAGAAAGAGAAACAAAUAGAAAAGAGAGAAAGAAAGAGAGAGAGAGAGAGAGAGAGAGAGAGAGAGAGAAAAGCAGUAGCAAACAAAGUAUGAAGCAAAGCAGAACAUUACAAGUACAAUAAUAAUCACUAAAAAAACACACACGACAACAACCGACUGGGAGGUUCAAUGUUCUCUCCUUGUUUAGGCACACAGUUUAGAUUUCGGGCGUGUUCCGUUUUUGGGGGCACGCAAUCUAUUUUCUUUUUCAAUAUAUUUCCAAAAAAAAUAUUCAAUAUAUUUCAGAAAAAGCUCGCAAAGUUCCAAACCAUGAAUGUGGAAGUGGAUGGCAGGGGAGGGAAGGGGAGGUUUGCGAUGAUGGGUGGAAGAAGAUAACUGUGACUUGAGAUUAGUACGUAAAACCGUGGUAUGUGUGGUUAGAGCAUUCACUAUCAUUACUAUUAUAAUAUCCCUCCCCCCCCCCUUCCCUCCGCCUUUGUUAGCCACACUGAUCUGUUCGCACUCUGUGGGUGUCAUAAAACGCCAAGUCAUCAUCUCGCUACCUGAUCUCCCGACGAGAUCAGCGAAACCGUUUUCUGUUUUAUUUUUUGCCGUUUUUGUGUAAAGCUAGGAAUUUCUUAAAUGCUAAUUAAAUUAGCGCAUAAGCCAGGCAAUUGAUGCAGUUUAUUGAAAAAAAAAACUAAAAACACCCAAAUGCAAUAGUGUAUAGAGAACGGGCGCAGCCAAGAUAGUGAGGAUUAAAACAAACAUUAAAUAUAUAUAUGGAAAAGAGAGAUAGGAAGAAAGUGAAACAGAAAGAGAGAGAGAGAGAGAGAGAGAGAGAGAGAGAAAGAAAGAGAGACAGAGAGAGAGAGAGAGAGAGCGUCGCGGAAGAUGGAAUAAGGUGGUAGGAAUGGAUGAAUCGGACAAAAAAGGUAAGGGCUUGCUAUUUGUUUGCAGUUAGAAAGGCAUUGAUUGAUUGAUUGAUUGAUUGAAUGGUAGUUAGUUGAAACAAUGUUGAAAACGAAAAGCUAAAAACAAAACUGAACUAAUGUCGCGCGAAUGUUAUAACGAAAAUCCAAUAAAAUAAAACAAAACAAAAACA